Messenger RNA from Lampris incognitus (smalleye Pacific opah), 4755 nucleotides. Its product is annotated as disco-interacting protein 2 homolog C-like. The coding region runs from base 1 to 4725 and encodes 1574 amino acids. Lineage: Eukaryota; Metazoa; Chordata; Actinopteri; Lampriformes; Lampridae. The record is from RefSeq and is a predicted model, not a curated record. The transcript is spliced from 37 exons.
AUGGCGGACCGAGAGGCGUCGCCGAUACCGUUGGAGGUGCGAGCCCGGCUGGCGGAGCUGGAGCUGGAGCUGUCGGAAGGCGACAUCACUCAGAAGGGUUAUGAGAAGAAGAGGUCCAAGCUGAUCAGGGCCUAUGUCCCACAUGCUGGAGGUAUGGAAGGGUCCAUGUCUCACAGGCCUCACCUCGGCCCACCUGCUGCUGCUCGCUUCCAUAGGCGACGCACCUCUGGCACACGAGAUGAGCGCUACAGAUCAGAUGUUCACACUGAAGCAGUACAGGCCGUGUUGGCAAGGCAUGUAGAGAGGAAGGUUGCGGUGCCCAUGCCCUCCAAACGACGAUCUCUGGUAGUACAGACCUCAAUGGAUGCAUACACACCCCCAGACUCGUCGUCGGGCUCAGAGGAGGAGGCGGGGCCUGGCGACGACAUGUCGGGCAUGGAACACUGGAUGAGCCGCCCUGCCCAGUUAGGCCCCGCCCACCUGGGCUCCACCUCGUCCUCGUCCUCGUCGACGCAAAGCGGAGGCAGUGGGAACGCGGGGCGCCUGGCUGACUCGCUGGCGCAUACGCACAUCACACACUCACACCCAGAGAACCACUCGGCUCCCCCAGACGUGACUGGAUAUUCGUCCGACUCACCCCAUUCCCACACGGAGCGCCACCACAUGGCCAACAUGGGAACCAUUGCCAGAAACACGCAAAAGUAUGGCAACGCGGAACGCAUGGAGACAGGAGAUGGUGUCCCGGUAAGCAGUCGCGUGUCAGCGAAGAUACAGCAGCUAGUGAACACUCUUAAACAGCCGCGCAGACCGCCAUUACGGGAGUUUUUUGUAGACGAUUUUGAUGAGCUUUUAGAGGUCCAGCAACCGGAUCCUAAUCAGCCACGGCCAGAGGGGGCAGAGAUGAUGCCAGUGCGAGGUGAAGCCCUGGGUGUGGUCACCAACUGGCCCCCUUCCUUGGAGGCGGCCCUUCAACGAUGGGGAACCAUCUCCCCUAAAGCCCCCUGCCUCACUAGCCUGGACACGGCAGGAAAGCCCCUCUACGUGCUGACAUAUGGGAAGCUGUGGUCUCGUAGCAUCAAGCUGGCCUACAACAUCCUCCACAAGCUGGGCAGCAAGCAGGAGCCCAUGGUGCGACCGGGGGACAGGGUUGCACUAGUGUUUCCUAACAACGACCCUGUGGCCUUUAUGGUGGCUUUCUACAGUUGUCUGCUGGCUGAGGUGGUCCCUGUACCCAUAGAGGUGCCCCUCACUCGUAAGGAUGCUGGCAGCCAGCAGAUCGGAUUCCUAUUGGGCAGCUGUGGUGUUACCGUGGCGCUGACCAGCGAUGCAUGCCAUAAAGGCCUGCCCAAGAGUGCCACUGGGGAGAUCCCACAGUUCAAAGGCUGGCCUAAGUUGUUGUGGUUUGUAACAGAGUCCAAGCACCUUUCCAAACCUCCCAGAGACUGGUUUCCUCAUAUAAAAGAUGCAAACAAUGACACAGCUUACAUAGAGUAUAAGACGUGUAAAGAUGGCAGCGUCCUGGGUGUCACGGUGAUGAGGAUUGCUCUGCUAACACACUGCCAGGCACUCACCCAGUCCUGCUGCUACACAGAGGCGGAGACCAUUGUGAAUGUUCUCGACUUUAAGAAGGAUGUGGGCCUGUGGCAUGGCAUCCUCACGAGUGUGAUGAACAUGAUGCAUGUGAUCAGUGUGCCCUACUCCUUGAUGAAGGUCAACCCUCUUUCCUGGAUCCAGAAGGUCUGCCAGUACAAAGCCAAGGUUGCGUGUGUGAAGUCCCGAGACAUGCACUGGGCGCUGGUGGCCCACAAAGACCAGAAGGACAUCAACCUGAGCUCGCUCCGUAUGCUGCUGGUUGCUGAUGGAUCCAACCCUUGGUCCAUCUCAUCAUGUGAUGCUUUCCUAAAUGUGUUCCAGAGCAAAGGGUUGAGGGCAGAGGUCAUCUGCCCCUGUGCCAGCUCCCCUGAAGCACUCACUGUAGCCAUCAGGAGGCCGGUGGAGGACAGCAGCCAGCCCCCAGGUCGGGGGGUUCUAUCUAUGCAGGGUCUGAGUCACGGGGUGGUCCGGGUCGACACAGAAGAACGCCUCUCAGUGCUCACCGUCCAAGAUGUUGGCACUGUCAUGCCAGGAGCCCUGGUUUGUGUGGUGAAACCGGAGGGCGUUCCUUUGCUGUGCCGCACCGAUGAGAUCGGGGAGCUGUGUGUGUGUUCUGUUGCCACCGGCACCUCAUACUAUGGCCUCACCGGCAUGACCAAGAACACGUUUGAGGUUUAUCCAGUGAGCUCUAGUGGGGGGCUGAUCAGUGAGUAUGCCUUCGUUCGAACAGGACUGCUGGGCUUCAUUGGCCCAGGCGGUCUGGUCUUCAUCUCCGGUAAGAUGGACGGACUCAUCAUGGUGAGUGGGCGGAGACAUAAUGCAGAUGACAUUGUUGCCACGGCGCUGGCAGUUGAGCCAAUGAAAUUCGUCUACAGGGGCAGGAUUGCGGUGUUUUCAGUGACAGUGCUGAGAGAUGAGAGGAUUGUGGUGGUGGCUGAACAGAGGCCUGACUCCACAGAGGAGGACAGCUUCCAAUGGAUGAGCCGUGUGCUGCAGGCGAUAGACAGUAUCCACGGGGUCGGGGUGUUCUGCCUCGCCCUGGUUCCCGCCAACACCCUCCCUAAGACGCCGCUGGGGGGCAUCCACCUGUCUGAGACCAAGCAGCUGUACCUGGAGGGGGGGCUGCACCCCUGCAAUGUCCUCAUGUGCCCCCACACCUGUGUCACCAACCUGCCCAAACCGCGACAGAAGCAGCCAGAGAUUGGGCCUGCCUCUGUGAUGGUAGGGAAUCUGGUAUCAGGAAAGAGGAUUGCCCAGGCCAGUGGCAGAGACUUGGGACAGACUGAUGACAAUGACCAGUUCCUGUUCCUGUCAGAGGUUCUGCAGUGGAGAGCUCAGACUACACCGGACCACAUUCUCUACACUCUGCUCAGUUCACGGGGGGCGGUGUCCAGCUCGCUGACCUGUCUGCAGCUUCAUAAGAGGGCAGAACGAGUGGCAGCCCUGUUGCUUGAAAGAGGGGGUCUUCAGGAAGGAGACCACGUAGCACUGGUAUACCCACCAGGUAUAGACCUGAUAGCGGCAUUCUACGGCUGUCUGUACGCCGGCUGUGUUCCUAUCACAGUGCGACCACCCCACCCCCAGAACAUUUCCACCACGCUGCCCACCGUCAAGAUGAUUGUCGAGGUCAGUCGCUCAGCCUGUGUGAUGACCACAGCGGUUAUCUGUAAGCUGCUCCGCUCUAAAGAGGCCAUGGCCACGGUGGAUAUCAGGAACUGGCCUCCUGUCCUGGACACUGACGACCUGCCAAAGAAAAAGCCUCCAGCGUUGUAUAAGCCAACCAACCCAGACGGCUUGGCUUAUCUGGACUUCAGUGUGUCCACCACGGGCAUGUUGGCCGGAGUACAGAUGUCCCAUAAUGCCGUGGGAGCCUUCUGUCGGUCAGUUAAACUGCAGUGUGAGCUAUACCCAUCCAGAGAAGUGGCCAUCUGCCUGGACCCAUACUGUGGCCUGGGCUUUGUUCUCUGGUGUCUUUGCAGUGUGUAUUCGGGCCACCAGUCCAUCCUGAUCCCACCGGUGGAGCUAGAGUCUAACCCGGCCUUGUGGCUGCUGGCUGUCAGCCAGCUGCGGGUACGAGACACCUUCUGUUCCUACAGCGUCAUGGAGCUCUGCACCAAAGGCCUGGGCUUGCAGACUGAGGCACUCAAGGCUCGGGGUCUGGACCUGUCCCGUGUGCGGGCCUGUGUCGUGGUGGCAGAGGAGAGGCCCAGGAUGUCUCUCACACAUUCCUUCUCCAAGCUCUUCAAAGACCUCGGCCUCCACCCCCGGUCUGUCAGUACUGCCUUCGGCUGCAGGGUCAACCUAGCCAUCUGCCUGCAGGUAGCACACAAUUAUGACAAGUCUGUGAUCACAUGCUUACCCUGUCUGUGUUGUGAUUGGGUACAGGGCACUUCCGGACCCGACCCCACUACAGUGUAUGUGGAUAUGAGAGCACUUCGUCAUGAUAGGGUGAGGUUGGUGGAGAGAGGGUCACCUCACAGCCUUCCCCUUAUGGAGUCUGGAAAGAUCUUACCUGGAGUCCGCAUCAUCAUCGCCAACCCUGAGACCAAGGGACCCUUGGGAGACUCACACCUCGGAGAGAUCUGGGUGCACAGUGCCCAUAAUGGCAGUGGCUACUACAUUGGCUACGGGGAUGAGAUGCUCCAGUCGGAUCACUUCAACUCCAGGCUCAGCUUCGGAGACACUCAGACCAUCUGGGCCAGAACCGGCUACCUGGGCUUCCUGCGCCGCACUGAGCUCACAGAUGCCAGCGGAGAGAGACAUGAUGCGCUAUAUGUGGUGGGAGCUCUGGAGGAGGCCAUGGAGCUGAGGGGCAUGAGGUACCACCCGAUUGACAUCGAAACCUCUGUCAUCCGCACACACAAGAGCAUCAUGGAGUGCGCGGUGUUUCCUUGGACCAACCUGUUGGUGGUGGUAGUGGAAUUGGAGGGCUCUGAACAGGAGGCCCUGGACCUGGUUCCCAUGGUGACCAAAGCUGUGCUGGAGGAACACUACCUGAUCGUGGGCGUGGUCGUGGUUACUGACAUCGGGGUCAUCCCCAUCAACUCGCGUGGCGAAAAGCAGCGCAUGCACCUCCGUGAUGGCUUCUUACAAGACCAGCUGGACCCCAUCUAUGUGGCCUACAACAUGUAGCCUGUGUGCACCUAUGGGUCUGAAUGCGUG